UCUCCCUCACCCUCUCUCUCUCUCUCUCUCCCCCGAAUCACACACACGGGCAGGCAGGGGCUCCGUCUCCUCUUCCCCAUCGCCUCACCUACGAGUGAUAGGCGCGCGCUCCCUCUCUCUCACUAGCCCCUCGCCAUUACUCCCCCAUAAAGGAAGAACAGAGCAAACGGAGAGGAAGAAGCGGGCCGGAGAAAGAGGAGGCCCCUCACAGCUCUGAGACUCUCUGCAACUCCGGCUCGCCGCCUGCCUGCCUCCCUCUGCCAACCGCGCGGCGCGGCCACCACGCUAGCCCCUCGUAGGUGAACAGAGCCUGCAGACUGCAGUCGAUAGCACAGUAAAUUCCGCGGCAUUCCAUUCCUCUUCCCUUUCGAAACGCACCCUGCAUUUACUCCUCCACGUCGCUCGCCUCGCCUUCCGUCCGGAGCACCCGCGAUCUCCAAAUCUUUCCCCUGUCAAAAGCGGCCGGAGACACAGACGGGAAGGCCGGGCGUUUCAGGAUGGCGCGCGAGCAGCUGGAGGAGUCCAUCGUGGCCGACGGCAACGGCAAGGAGGAAGAGGUCGGGGUCAUGGGCAUCGGCGCCGCGGACGGCGCCGACGACCAGCACGGCCGCGGCGGCGGCGGCAAGCUCAGCAUGACGAGCCUGCUGUGGCACGGCGGCUCUGUCUGGGACGCAUGGUUCAGCUGCGCCUCCAACCAGGUGGCGCAGGUGCUCCUCACGCUGCCGUACUCCUUCUCGCAGCUGGGGAUGCUGUCCGGCAUCCUGCUGCAGAUCUUCUACGGCUUCUUGGGCAGCUGGACCGCCUACCUCAUCAGUGUCCUCUACGUCGAGUACCGCUCCCGCAAGGAGAAGGAAGGCGUCAGCUUCAAGAACCACGUCAUCCAGUGGUUCGAAGUGCUGGACGGGCUGCUGGGCCCCUACUGGAAGGCGGCCGGUCUGGCCUUCAACUGCACGUUCCUGCUCUUCGGCUCCGUCAUCCAGCUGAUCGCCUGCGCGAGCAACAUCUACUACAUCAACGACCGGCUGGACAAGCGGACAUGGACGUACAUCUUCGGCGCCUGCUGCGCCACAACGGUGUUCAUCCCCUCCUUCCACAACUACCGGAUCUGGUCCUUCCUGGGGCUCGGCAUGACCACCUACACCGCGUGGUACCUCGCCAUCGCCGCGCUCAUCAACGGCCAGGUCGAAGGCGUGGAGCACACCGGCCCGACCAAGCUCGUGCUCUACUUCACCGGCGCCACCAACAUCCUCUACACCUUCGGCGGCCACGCCGUCACAGUGGAGAUCAUGCACGCGAUGUGGAAGCCCGCCAAGUUCAAGUACAUCUACCUGCUGGCGACGCUGUACGUGUUCACGCUGACGCUGCCGUCUGCUGCGGCCAUGUACUGGGCGUUCGGCGACGAGCUGCUGACCCACUCGAACGCCUUCUCGCUGCUGCCCAAGACCGGGUGGCGCGACGCGGCGGUGAUCCUGAUGCUGAUCCACCAGUUCAUCACGUUCGGGUUCGCGUGCACGCCGCUCUACUUCGUGUGGGAGAAGGUGAUCGGGAUGCACGACACCAAGAGCAUCUUCAAGCGCGCGCUGGCGCGGCUGCCCAUCGUGGUGCCCAUCUGGUUCCUGGCCAUCAUCUUCCCCUUCUUCGGGCCCAUCAACUCCGCCGUCGGCGCGCUGCUCGUCAGCUUCACCGUCUACAUCAUCCCGGCGCUGGCGCACAUCCUCACCUACCGCACGGCGUCCGCGCGCAUGAAUGCCGCGGAGAAGCCACCGUUCUUCCUGCCGAGCUGGACGGGGAUGUUCGUGCUCAACAUGUUCAUCGUGGUGUGGGUGCUGGUGGUCGGCUUCGGGCUCGGCGGCUGGGCCAGCAUGGUCAACUUCAUCAGGCAGAUCGACACGUUCGGGCUGUUCGCCAAGUGCUACCAGUGCCCCAAGCCGCCGGUGCCGGCGGCCGCGCAGUCACCGGCGCCGUUGCCGCACCACUAGAGCGCCGGCUGGAGGCGAGGCAAAGAGCACCACGCCACCCCCACACAGUCUCCCGCGGCCGGCGCGUCGCUUGCUUGUUAAUUUCUAGGUUUUGGUCGCCUUGUAAUAUACAAGCCUCCUCUUCUCCCUCCCCUACUAGGGUAGUAGAACUCGAUCAGCAGCAGAGUCACGCAAGGCCGCCGGCUCGUUCCCCGUCGUCCCUGCCAUCAGAAGAUCUCACCUCGCGUUGCUUUCGCACCACCCCGCCCGCCUCCGAUCGAUCGGUCCGUCGCCAUUGGUGUCGUUUUGUUUUUUGUUUGGCUUGCCACCAGUAUUAAGUGUGAGUGAUGGUCAUGGCGUAUAAGGCUCGCUAGCUCGCUCUCGGCUCGUGAUGUGAGAGCGAGCGGGAGAGUGACGAUUCCAUAAUCCAUAUGAUAUGACAUACAUAUCCUAUAGGGUUUCAUUAUUAGUUAAUUUUUUUUCUUUCUCUCUCUCUCUCUCUCUCUCUCUCUCUCUCUCUCUCUUCUUCGGUUCUUCCUCCCUUGAUUCAUGGAGGUCGGUCCAUGUUGUGUAGCGUGUGGGUAAUUGUAAUGGACUGGACGAUUCCUCGUGCUAGCUAAAGGCAAAACACAGUGGCCUUUGUUUAUUGCC
Messenger RNA from Sorghum bicolor (sorghum), 2609 nucleotides. RefSeq names its product auxin transporter-like protein 1. NCBI's taxonomy places the organism in Eukaryota, Viridiplantae, Streptophyta, Magnoliopsida, Poales, Poaceae. Gene Ontology annotation, cellular component: plasma membrane. The transcript is spliced from 8 exons. The record is from RefSeq and is a predicted model, not a curated record. Bases 498 to 1979 code for a protein of 493 amino acids.